Molecule: messenger RNA, 2025 nt
Organism: Cyprinodon tularosa
Lineage: Eukaryota; Metazoa; Chordata; Actinopteri; Cyprinodontiformes; Cyprinodontidae
Exons: 7
Coding region: 261-1778 (505 amino acids)
Source: RefSeq, a predicted model, not a curated record
CCGCGUCAUAUCUUCCAACACAUCCGCCGCUCGGUGGCCGGCUCCCAGCCGCCUCAGGCCCCGCUCCUCCCUAAUCCGUUAUCCGCUAAUCACCAUCACCGUCCCCCGGUGGAAACAAACGCGGCUCCGCUUCGGCUGCGAGCGGAAGGAGCCGCUAAAACCUUCCCAUCCUCACCAGGAGAACCGGGACUUUCUUCUUCUUUUUUUUAAUUAUAGCUUGGUUUAGAUGAGGUGAAGCCUGAGGCGCGGCAGCUGUGGUGAUGGUGUUGGACUCAGGUGAAGUCUUCAUGGAUCAGGUCGAUGGUGAAAACACCAGGGAUAGUUUGGAGCGAGAUGUCCGUCCAGAUCCCACAAAAACUGACAGACCUCAAGCCAAACGGAGCAGUGCCACCAAGAGGGAGAAGGUGUCGCAGAACGGGAUGCCUAGCCUGACGGGUGGGGGGCAGGGGGUGGAGAGGAGAGCCAGGGCACCGCUCCAUCGCCCCCUCAGUAUGGAGGUGACACCGCAGCGUCUGAGAGGGUCCCAGGAAGUGGCUGACCGGAGGGUCCAGCAGCCCCCCUGGCGCAGUGGCUCAGCCGCUCCCUCGCCGCCGACGCGCAGCCUUACAAGCCCAAGCCUUAAAGCGGGCGGUUGGAUGCGGCGCAGUGAAAGCACCUGCUCUGUCAACUACCCCUUGGGUCUGCGGGCCGGCAGGGGGCAGAUGCGACCCGCUACCUCCCUGCCUCACAUAGCUAAAGGAUCUGUGGGGUCUGCGCUUAGCUCGCCAGCCCGUCCUUGUCUGCUAGUCGCCCUGAGACCUCUGAACCUGGAGCAGGAGAAACAGACGUUUUUCCAGUCCGACUACAAGUACGAGCCUCAGUUUGAGUACGCCCAACCAGAGCCAAGGAGCGUGCUGGACAAAUACAGAGAGGGUUCAGGCCUCUUCCUGGAGCAGGCGGUGGGAAUCAUGGAGUGCGUCCUGAGGAAGUUUGGCACUUAUGAGAACUUUGAGGAGGUGACAGGUGGCAACGUUCUGCCGAAGAGCCAGGUCUGGGCUGCGGUACGCAAAUACCUGCAAAAGGAGGGCUGUGUUGGGGAGGUGGUGGUGCGUCUCUCUGACGAGCUGCUGUCUCAGGCAGUCAUGGUGGUGGAGAGCUGCCGUCCCACUCUGACCAUUAACCUGGCCGGGGCUCGUCAGCACUGGCUGGAGGGGAUGCUGAGGCAUGAGAUCGGCACACAUUACCUGCGAGGAGUGAACAACAACCUGCAGCCGUGGGCCUCCUCCGAAGGCAGGAAGCAGUUCGGUCUGAAACCGGUUAACCCCACAGAGGAGGGCCUGGCCAGCCUGCACAGCGUUCUGCUAAGGAAGCAGCCGUACCUGUGGCGAGCGGCGUUGCUCUACUACACAGUGUACCAUGCCUCCAGUAUGAGCUUUAGCCAGCUCUUCAGCCACAUAUCACGCUUUGUCCAAAACCCGGACGUCCGCUGGGAGUACUGUCUACGAGCCAAGAGGGGACAGACGGACACCUCUCAGCCUGGCUGCUUCAGUAAGGAUCAGGUCUACCUGGAUGGGAUAUUGCGGAUUCUUAGGCAUCGAAGGAAUAUCGACUUUAAGAUGUUGACGUCCUUAGGAAAGGUGUCUUUUGAAGACGUUGAGAGGCUCCGCCCUCAUGCGGCGCUGAAUCGAACCAGGAUCCCGCACUUCAUGCGUGAUCAGGUGCGUUACCUGCAGCACCUGGACCACAUUGUGGCAGUGAAUGAGAUAGACAAUCCAACGCUGGAGCAGCUUCUUCCCUGAUCAGGGUGUUGGUACAGACUUGUUUCAUCUGGUGCCCUGAUUCUUACUGAAAUAUCUGAUCUUAAUGACGCUUUAUCUUAAAAAUGUCACUGUCGCUUUUAUAAAACUUGAAUGAUUUGAACACAAAAGGGAAGAACACACUGACACCUCUUUGUUUUCAAUCUGAUGCAUGUUUGUGUUGCUUUUUCACACAGAUCUGUGUACUUUAACUGCGCCCCCCCCCCCUAUGAAAAUACCUCAGUAUAAU